AUGUGUAUUCAUCUGUUCAGGCAGUACAAAUGCUGGGGCAGCGACGAGACCGCGGGCCACCGUCCGAGCUAUAUCCGCCGCUGCGCCAACCCAGACCCCAGGACCUGCUACGACUCGCGCGCGCUCCCCUGGAUGCGCGAAUACUACGACAUCUCCUGUCCCGAGUGCUCCGGCCGCUUCGUCGCCCCCAGCCAAGACCCCGUCCGAGUCACCCGCUCGAUGCAGACAAACCGGGAAGCCAACGACGCAGCCGUCGUGGCCUACGCCAAGGCCCUGUGUUUCUUCCUCCACUCCAUCCUCAGCUACCGUCAUUCCACCCCGCCCGAGAGCCUCGUGGAAAUCUACAAGGCCUUCAAGAUCGAAGUCGCCUGCCGCUUCAACAAGGACCACUUCGACCACGGCGCCUACUGCCCGUGCCAGGAGGCCAACGAGUGGCCCGAGUACAGGAACAUCUCGGCCGCCCAGCGCCGCCUGCCCGCCCGCGGUCUACUCUAUCCCCGCGAGGACCAGCCCCAUCUGCGUGGUCAGGAGAUGACCGUGGAUUGGCCCGAAGUUCCCCUGGCCGAGGAGUGUGCCGAGUAUUUCGCCAGUUUCAGGGCGCAGCCUAGUCCGGGGGAAUUGAACCCCCUCCUCGACGGCACCCCCGUGCUGCCGUUUUACUACAAUCGAGCGGGGCGGACCGCGCCCCUGUUUAGGGCGCUUAUCGACAGGGUCCACGAAGCCUUCGAAUAUUACACGGACGACCGGGGCUGGAGUGACCAAUAUCUCGCCACCCAUGGGUCUCCCGAGGGCGAGGAAGCUCAACAGUGGGCGCUGAACGUCCUGGAAAUCCGGCGUACCUUGCUGUUCUGCGUGGCUCAUUUCAUCGCCAACGACAACGGUCUGACAGAGAGCCGUGCGCACGAAGUUUUCGACCUGUUCUUCAACCUCUCCCGCAUCGGCGACGACUGGGUCGCCGGCGACAUCCACGAGGAGGUCGUCGCCGACAUCACCCGCCUAUCCGACCCGGACGAGUGGGACCCGCAGCUGACCGUCUUCGAACUGGCGCAAGCGAGUCUCGUACAGCCCUACUCGCUUGUCUUUCUCAGAGACGGCAUCUUCCUCGAGUUGGAGUAUCAUCUCUGGCGCAGCGCCGAGAUGCGCAUCAGCGACGAGCAUAGCCGCGAGGAGGCCGUCGAGCAGAGUCUGGGCGCCUACGUGACGCAGGAGGAGUACGAUGCCCUCGACGAGACGGAUCGGCGCUGCUUCAUCUGCUACAUGCCCAUGAGCGUCAAGGGGGCCACCACGGGCCCGCCUGCCAAUGACGACGAGGCCUUUGCGUUGGGUCACGACGCCACGCGGAUUACGUGCCGGGUGGGCCACGUCGUGGGGAAGAAGUGCUUCAUGGAGUAUUGGCGCACCCGCCGGCUGGUCGAGGGGGCGGACCGUGUUCUGUGUGACUUGUGUGGUCGCCAGCCGCUCCAUCGUACCCCUGCCAGGUUUCUCGCUUACGACCUGACCCUGGACGAGGUCAUGAUGGGGGAGUAUAAUCGUCCUUUGUCCUGGCAGUCCAGGGCCCCGAGGCAGUGGUUGAACUAUGGCUGA
Messenger RNA from Sodiomyces alkalinus F11, 1584 nucleotides. RefSeq lists its product as hypothetical. Lineage: Eukaryota; Fungi; Ascomycota; Sordariomycetes; Glomerellales; Plectosphaerellaceae. The coding region runs from base 1 to 1584 and encodes 527 amino acids. The record is from RefSeq and is a predicted model, not a curated record. The transcript has a single exon.